AAGGAGUACCUCAAGUAUAUUAAAAUAGUUCUUGACAUCCUCGACAAAGUAUACGUUUACAUUUCGGUAGAAAAAUCUUUUAUAGCCUAUCUAUUAGUUAGACUUCUCGGCUAUAUAGUCAAUAGUGAAGGAGUAGCUAAGAUAGAUGAUAGAAUCGCUAUAUUUAAGAAGCUUAAGUUUCCUAAUACUCUAGAAACCUUAGAGUAG
Molecule: messenger RNA, 207 nt
Organism: Thermothielavioides terrestris NRRL 8126
Lineage: Eukaryota; Fungi; Ascomycota; Sordariomycetes; Sordariales; Chaetomiaceae
Exons: 1
Source: RefSeq, a predicted model, not a curated record